AAUACAUAGGGUAAAGAGAGUAAACACUGAAGAAGGAGUGGGGCAUGCCGUCAUUGAAUCAAUCAGAAUCGGCGACUUCCUUCCUUAGCUUUUUUUAUUUUGAUCUCUGACUUUUUUUUUUUUUUUCCCUUUCUUUCUUCUCUCACUUCAUUAUUAUUAUCAUUUCUUGACGCCUUUAUUUUGACCAUAUCAAUUACAUCAAACAGAUAGAAAUGUCUGGAGACGAAGCACCUUCGCUCUGGGAGCGCAUCUCUCUCCCUUCCAUUCCCAAGGAAGUUGGUCGCAAGAUUUCCCAGCUCGAGCAGGAAUUUGUGCGUGCUGAGCUUGAGCAGUUGCGUAAACAAAUCCCAGUUCUGCGCCCUCUCUACGCUAGACGAAAUGCUUUGGUAGCUUCCAAGGAGCUGCAGGAUGCCGAUUUCUGGCCCCGCGUCUUCGCCAACGCACCACAGGAAAUUGAUGAAUAUAUCCUCGCAUCUGACGCGGCUGUCAUCAGUCAAUGUCUCAAAAACUUGACCAUCGAGCGCUGCGAUGUCGACGAGAACGGCAGCGGCGGUGAUCCCCGCAGUGUGCGUUUCACAUUUGAAUUUGCCACGGGUGAGGAGGAAAACCCUUAUUUCACCAAUGCGCAGCUCGUCAAGGAGUUCCACUAUCGUACCAAAAUCUCCAAAACACCCAAGGGCAAGCGCCAUGUCUGGGAGGGAUACGUUUCGACUCCAGUGCGUAUCAACUGGAAGAAAGACCAGGAUUUGACCAAGGGAUUGCUCGAUGCUGCGUGUGACUUGUACGAGGCCGAGCAGAAGAAGGGUGCAGGUGUUGACCGCACUACUUUGCCCGAGUACGAAAAGCUCAUCACUAAGCUUGAAGAGGCCUCUGCUGAGGCUGAUGCUCUUGUCGGUGACGAGGAAGAAGAAGCUGACGAGGAGUACCUUCCCGGUGGCGUUAGCUUCUUCAAUUUCUUUGGAUACCGCGGCAACACCGUCACCGCGGAGGAAUCUGCCGCUGCUGAAAAGGAGGAGGCUGAGCGCUGGCAGAAGAUUGAGAAUGGCGAGAAGGUCGAUGAUGAGGAUGACGAGGAUGACGACGAGGAUGAUGACAUUGACGAAGAAGAGGAGAGCAUUGCGACUAUUGAGAUCUUCCCUGCUGCUGAUGAUAUUGCUGUCGCUUUGGCAGAUGACGUUUGGCCCAAUGCUCUCAAGUACUAUGUCCAAUCGUACGAAGUUGCCAAUGACUUUGAUGACGAGAUGGACAUUGAGGAACUUGACGACGACGAAGGCGAGGACGAUGAAGACCGUCCCGCUAAGAAGGUCAAGACCUAGAUGCUCGGAUAACCCAGUUUGACUUUGAAAAGUUUUGCCAUAAUUUUUGCCAGAUUUGUUUUAGAAUUUUUCACAGCACGAGCAAUAGGAUAAACAGGAGGACGAGAAUGACGAGUAGUAUUCCAAUACAACAAGUGGAAUACGUAUCUAUUAUACCAUUUGAUUAGUUUUCUUUCAAUUUCAAUCGAUUUCACACUUU
Molecule: messenger RNA, 1515 nt
Organism: Talaromyces stipitatus ATCC 10500
Lineage: Eukaryota; Fungi; Ascomycota; Eurotiomycetes; Eurotiales; Trichocomaceae
Product: NAP family protein
Exons: 3
Coding region: 213-1316 (367 amino acids)
Biological process (GO): nucleosome assembly
Cellular component (GO): nucleus; chromatin
Molecular function (GO): histone binding; chromatin binding
Source: RefSeq, a predicted model, not a curated record